Messenger RNA from Closterium sp. Naga37s-1, 1617 nucleotides. NCBI's taxonomy places the organism in Eukaryota, Viridiplantae, Streptophyta, Zygnematophyceae, Desmidiales, Closteriaceae. The record is from the annotation of a GenBank genome assembly.
AUGGGCGCGUUUUCCGCGCCGUCGCGGUGGUGCGGUGCGUGGCGCGCGCGCGUUCUCUCCGCGCUGCCGCUUGUGGUUGUCCUAGUAGCGCUACUAGGGGAGGAUGCGCUACUCGUUAUAGCCACCACCAAUACUCCGACGCUCCAUGAAUGCGACCCUGCCAUUCUCUCCGCCUCCUCCUUCUCUCCUUCCCCCGCGACGCCCCUCUCCCCUUCCCGCUACCAGCGCGCGGAGGGCGCGUGCUGGAGCCGCGCGGAGCUACCCUGCUACGCGGGCGCGCGGGGGACCCCCGAGCGCUCCCCCGCGCUCAAGCGCAAAAUACACGCGUACCACGAGUACCUCCGCGCGUGCAGCAGCCGCGAAACCGUCGAAGCCGUCAAGGCUAAGCUGCUAGCCGGCAACGCGACGGACUGCCGUUAUCUCUUCUGGCACAUGAAACUAGGCGACGGCCAGGGCAAUCAAUACAUUUCCUUCAUCUCCUCCUUCGUCUACGCGCUCCUGACAAACCGGAUCUUCCUUUUAUACACGGAUAUGGGGCCGGGGAAGGUGAUGUGUGCCCCGUUUGAGGGCAUGGGCGAGCGGUGGCAUCUGUUCAAUGGGAGUAUGAAGUCGGUUGACCUCUAUCUGUCGUCCGUGGUGGCGCGCAAAGGGAUGCAGUUCUUUCCAGAGCGGUUGGAUGUGCUGGUUAAUGGUACCAGUGGCACGAAUGGCACCAUGCCGGCCCCGACCAUAGCCAACAUCCCCAUCUACCACAACACGCCAAACACUUCCCUCUUCUUCUGCGAGUCAGAGCAAGCCUUCCUCGCCACCAUCCCCUCGCUCAUCCUCCUCUCCAACCAAUACUUCCUCCCGGCCCUCCUCCACGUGCCCUCCUUCCGCCGCCACCUCAACGACCUCUUUCCAUCCGGCCGCAUCUUCCAAACCGUUUCCCAGCUCAUCAUGUUCCCAAAGAACUCAAUCUGGGCGGCUGUAACAGAGAAUAUCCGAGCCCGUGCGCUCCCGGCGGCGGCUCGCAUCGGGCUGCAGUUCAGGCAUGCGUCGGAGCUAGCCAUGCGCCAUGCUGUCAUGUGUAUUACCCGCCUGCAGCAGCACCCCGUGCUUGUGGAGGCUCGGGCGAAGAGUGCAGGGGCGGGAGGCGCAGGGGUUGCGGGGGAGGUGGCUGCUGGUGAUGGUGGUGCUCCUGGGGGGAUUGAGAGUGGGGGGGAUGCUGCUGGGGGAGGGGGGACUGGGGGAGGUGGGGCUGUUGGGGUGGUAACGGGGGGAGCUGGUGUGGAAGCAGGUAGUGCGGGGAACGGAGGAGAAGGAAGGGGGUUGAUGGACGGCCUGGGGGGGUUAUCUGGUGGGACUGUUGUGGGCUCGGAUGUCAUUCUCACCUCCCCCGCCUCCACCUUCGGUUAUCUCCUCUCUUCUCUCUUCGGCCGGCCGUCUUUCUUUGUCGCGGCUAGCUGCCAACAGAUGCCACUCGAGCCGUGCUUCCAGCACCCUCCGCAUGGGUUCAAGUGUCCUAGUGGGGAGGUUAUUGGGGAGGCAGACUCGUUUAACAGAUCGGAUCCAAAUUUACCAUUUGAGCGCUGUCCCGAUAAUGUUAAUGGAUUGUCCCUUAUUGUGGGGCAUUAA